AUGUAUGUGAAGGUUAAAUCAAAGCUCUUGGAGAUCGAUGAGGACGAGUAUAAGGCCGCCGGUGGGAAAAUGCCCAUCAAAUGGUUGGCACUCGAGUGCAUUCAACACCGGAUAUUCACACAUAAGAGCGACGUCUGGAGCUUUGGUGUCACCGCGUGGGAACUGUUAACAUAUGGCGACCGGCCCUAUAAGAACGUAACGGCACGGGAUGUGCCCGACCUUCUGGAAAAGGGCGAACGUCUACCGCAACCAUCCAUUUGUACGAUCGACGUGUAUAUGAUCAUGAUCAAAUGCUGGAUGUUGGACGCCGAGUCCCGACCGUCGUUCAAGGAGUUGGCCGAAGAGUUCGCCAAAAUGGCUCGCGAUCCGGGCCGCUAUCUCGUCAUCCCCGGUGACAAACUCAUGCGUUUGCCUUCUUAUACACAACAAGACGAGAAGGAGCUGAUCCGCACCUUAAGUAUGCCUAUCGAAGGACCGGAAACUAUUAUGGACGCCGAGGAAUACCUACAACCGGGCAAAACACAGUCAGGAGCCGAUACACCGCCGCCGCCGACACCCAUCAAAAAGUUUAUGGAAGACCGCGGCUUUGAAGGCGAUCCCAUCAAUAGUGGUCUUUCUGUAAACGGCGGGACAAUCAAUAGCGACGAUACACUUGAUGUCCAAUACAGACAAAAUAUUUAUAUGAAUGGUUACGGAAGACACUGUGAUUUCAUCGGUUAUAAUAAGUUCACUUAUUUGGAUCCUUCCGUCUCUUCUUAUCCUAUCGUCCAAAUGAAUGGACAUUUGAGGGAAAAUAGUCAGAGUUCGGGCCGAUACUCAUCAGAUCCCGUCAAAGUCAUGGGUAAAGACGGAGACUUCUGUGAAGUAAUGCGAAACAAUACAAAUAUGUCCUCAAAAAGCGUUGAUUUCGCUUUCAAACUGCCAGUCGAUGAGGACGACUAUCUAAUGCCGUCUCCCGGACCUAUCGGUCAGCCCUCAAGUUAUAUGGAUUUGAUCGGUGACGCCAAACACGCAGAAGCAGUGAAUGGGAAGGGAAAGGAUUACCGAUAUAUACCGGACUUCCUUCAAGUGAAGGGUCAGCCCCGAUGUCUCGACAAUUUAGAGUAUCAUCUCAUGAAUCGAGAGCACGAAUACGUCAACUCUGUGCCCAACUCUCCGCUGGCAAUGCCUACGGGUCUGCCAUUCGGUCCUCAAUCUAUGCAUCCAAUGCCUGCCAACACUCAAAUGAACCCCAAUUAUCCUCCAAUGGUUCAGAACAGCAAUAUUGUGACCACACGUCGGGUCAGUGGUAGCGAUAUGGAGGAGGGGUCUGACGAUCACGAGUAUUACAAUGAAUUUGAUAAACUUCAACGAGAAUUACAACCAUUGAAUCUGAGGAGGAAUGAGACAACUGUUUAAUAUUCUUGAAGAGGUUUCUAAUCUAAACGAUGGUUUGUUUAGUAAAAUAGCAAUUAGUAUAUUAUAAGAGAGUGUGUUGUUUGUUGUGAUCACUAAUUCUCAAAGAGAUAUUAUUUAUGUUCAAUGCAUCAGAUAAUGAGUUUAAAUGCUAUAUAUUUGUACAUAAGAUUUAUAUUACUUUAUAGUGUUUUAUAUAUAAAUGAAUCGCCGAAACGAUGUUUUUAUAUAAGAAUAUUAUACAUAUUUAAUAAUGAUUUG
This is a messenger RNA of Medioppia subpectinata, 1656 nucleotides long. Lineage: Eukaryota; Metazoa; Arthropoda; Arachnida; Sarcoptiformes; Oppiidae. The record is from the annotation of a GenBank genome assembly.